Messenger RNA from Stylonychia lemnae, 5040 nucleotides. The record is from the annotation of a GenBank genome assembly. Lineage: Eukaryota; Ciliophora; Spirotrichea; Sporadotrichida; Oxytrichidae.
AUGUAGUCAUCUAGAUAUGAUAACUCAGCUUUCGUUGAGGAAGCUAUACCAUUCAUUAUUUAUGAUCCUGAUUAGAGCAAAUUCGUUCUAACUCAAGAAGCUAUCGAUAUAUUGAGAAAGAUAGAUGGACCAAUCGGUCUAGUAGCUGUAGCAGGAAUGUACAGAACAGGAAAAAGUUAUUUGCUCAACAGAAUGCUCCUAAACAGAUCUAAUGGUUUUGGAGUCGGACCAACUAUUAAUCCUUGCACUAAAGGACUUUGGCUAUGGGGUAAACCAGUUCCAGGAACCACUCCAGAUGGUGAGCCAAUCAAUGUUCUGAUAGUAGACACUGAAGGAUUAGGAGCUCUUGAUGAAGACUCUAAUCACGAUGUGAGAAUUUUCUCACUUGCUAUCUUACUCUCAUCGUACUUUUUGUACAACAGUGUUGGUAGCAUUGAUGAAAGUGCUUUAUAAAAUUUAUCAUUAGUCAUCAACCUGACGAAGCACAUUCAUAUUAAGUCAAGAGGUGGAGAUGAUGUCGAUACAGAAGAAUACGGGACAUAUUUCCCAUCAUUUAUGUGGAUUGUUAGAGAUUUCACCCUUUAGCUAGUUGAUCAGGAGGGAGAACCGAUUUCUUCAAAAGAUUAUCUUGAUAAGGCACUUGAAAUUCAAAAAGGUUUCUCAGAUAAUGUAGAAUAGAAAAAUAGAAUCAGAAGGUUGAUGAAAAGCUUUUUCAAAGAAAGAGAUUGCUGCACCAUGAUAAGACCUCUUACAAAUGAGGACAACUUGCAAAAUUUAGCAAACAUGGAUCUUGAUGAAUUGAGACCAGAAUUUAUAGAAUAGGUAAUGUGCCUCAGAAGAAAAGUUAUGAACAGAGUAAAGCCUAAAAUGCUGAACGGAAGGAAAUUAACAGGCUAAAUGAUGGCCACAUUAGCUGAGUCCUAUGUUGUUUCUAUUAAUAACGGAGCCGUCCCAAACAUUGAAAACGCUUGGUCAUACAUUUGCAAGAACGAAUGUCACAAAGCAAUCGAGGAAAGUUUAUAGAAAUUUGAGUAAAUCUUCAGAGAAUAAGCUCUUUCUAAAAUACCAAUGGAAGAAGAAGACUUGAAUGAAAUUUACCUAGAAGCUAAAAAAGAGGCUAAGACUCAUUUCCAAAAGAGAGCAGUUGGAAAUGUUGCAGAUGAGUAUAUUAGAGAACUUAAAACUAAAAUGAGUACUCUAUUCAAUCAAAUCAAAGAUGAAAAUGAAAGAGAGUCCAUUCAUGCCUGCCAUAUGUUUUUAGGUGAAGCUUACAGCUUCAUCGAAAGAAGAUUAAAGAAUAAAGAGUUCUCAGGAUUCCAUGAAUAUGAGAAAGAUAUUUUGGCCUUCUAGCAAUACUUCAUUGAUAAUGGGCCUCCAGGUCCUUAGAGAAGAUUAAUUCUUCUUGAAUUCUGUCAGAGAGCAGUGACUGAGGCAGCUGAUUUUUUCACCAAAACAGUUAUUAAUGAGCUUCAUCUAUAGUAAAGCAUUUAACAAGAGUAGCACAAGAAUCUAGAAACUUAACUCAAGGAAUUAAAACAAGAUCAUAUACGGGAAAAGGAGCAUUUUGAGUCUAAAUUAAGAUCUGCUGAAGUAGAAAAGGCAGAACUGAGUGCCAUCGAGCAAAGUCUACGAGAAAAUUUGGAUAGGCUCCAAUAAGAGAAGAAUAGUGUCGAGAGAGAAUUAAUCGAAAAGGCAGAUAGAUUGAAAAAAGAAUCUUUUAGAGAAAUUGAUGAGUACAAGCAAAAGCUCUAAAAUGCAGACUAGCUUGCAAAUGAUCUUCAAAGGAAAGUCUAUCAAACUGAAAGUGAAAAUGAGAAGGAAAAGGCUCUGCUUGAAUAGAAAAUUGAAUUCUUGGAAAGAACAAUUCAAGAUUACCAGAAAAAGGAGAAUGAAUACUCUUAAGAACUUAAGAAAGAAAAGAAAGACCAUUAGCAGUGGGCUAGAGAAAUCCAAUAAAAAUAUGAGCAGUAAAUCAAGCAACUAAACAUAAGGUUGGAGGAGACUACCGAGAAGUUAUUAGAGGCUUAAUCAUCUUUUGAAGAUAUAGAGUAAAAAUAUUCCUAUGAGAGAACUAAAUGGGAGGAAAAUCAAGCAAGCAUGAAGAAUAACAUGUCCUUGAGUCAUACUCAAUAUAAUGAGAUGUAGAGAAAUAUCGAUGAUCUGAAAACUAAAGGUAGAAAUGAAGUUGAAAAACUCACAUUUGAACUUCAAGAUUUAAGGGAGCUAAGCAGACAAAAGGAGGAAGAACUUGAGACUUAAGUUAAGGAUAGAGAUGAGGAAAUUAAGAAUAUGAAGAACAUGUUCGAAAAAGAAAUGGCUAUCUUCAAACAGAAGAUUGAGUUUAAGGAUGUAUAAAACUCUUAGCUAAAAUCACAGCUAGAUGAGUCUCGUAAAUCUCAUGACUAAAUGAUCAAAGCUGUUGAAAACAAAGCUAAGGAGUCACAUGAGGGCAGGGAGACUGCUUUCAAGUAAGUUGAAGAUCUCAAAGAGGUGCAUCAAUAGGAAAUGAAUGAACUCCUAUCUAAAUUUAACUCAACUAGGUCAACUCUUGAAGAAUAGGUUGAUCAAUUAAAUGAGAAGUAUAGUGAUUUAGAGCUGAAGUAUAAGCUUCUGAAAGCUGAAUAUGAUAAAGAGAGUGAGAACUUCCAUUAACAACUCCAAAGUAUUGAGCAAUAAAAACAAAGAGCUCUUGAUCAAUCUAAGAUGACUGAUAAUUAAAAACUUAGAUUGCUAGAGGAAGCCGAAGAGAGACAUAAAGUGUAAAUCGAGCAGUUAGAGAAGGAACUUGAUGAACUAAACUAAAGAUCAUCUGAGGAGCUCAGAGAUUUAUAAUCGAAGUCUGAAGAAUCACUAGCUCAACUUAAAAAUACCUAUGAAAUAGAUAAGGUUAGACUAGAGCAUAGAUUAGCUGAAGAAAAAGAGAGAGCCCUUAAAAAGUAAACAUAACUGCAAGAGGAGUUUGAUUAGAGAAUAAGAGAUGAAUAGCAAUAGCAUGAGGAGGAUAUUGAUAUGCUCCAAGAGGAACUCAGAGAAAACGAAAGAAGAAACUCAAAUCUAAUUAAUCAACUUGAUCAUGAUAAUGCACUUAUGGCUCAAAAGAUCGAAACUCUUGAGUCUUACUUGAAAGAGAAAGAGGAUAGACUCUCCAAAGAGUAAAAUAUGACUGCUUCUUAAAUGGAAGCUUAGUUAGAAAGAUUCAACAAUGAAAGAAAGGAACUUUUCAUUAAGGUUGAGACCUUAAAUACUAACCUUACUAAUAAGGACAGAGAACUGACACUCGUUAAGAACAAACUUGAAACUGCUAUUGAAGAUGCAGAGAAAAAGAAGAAAGCUCUAGAAGAAUACAAGCAAGAAUAUCUUGUUGAAAAGAAUAAAUUACAAGAGAAAAUUGAGCAGCUAAGAACUAAAAACCAAGAAGUCACUGAUGAAUUUAUGCAAAAGAAGCUAGAGGAUGGAAGAGAAAUAGCCUUGUAUAAACAGAGACUUGAGUUCUAGCAAAAGAAGAUUGAUGAUCUUCAAAAGCAAUAUGAUGAGGUAUCAGUGAAAUAUGAGGAUAGGCAUGUCCAAUAGAAAUUGGAGUAUUAGCAGGAGAUUCAAGAAACAAUAUUGAGAAUGACUCAACAGAAAGAGCAGUCUGAACAAAAAUACGAGUAAAAGAGAAAAGCUUUCAAGGAGUUAGAAGGAAACUUCCAAAGGCAAAUUGCAGAAAUUCAAAAGGAAAGAGCAGUUUUAGAGGAGAAAUUUAUGAAUUCAGAGACUAAGAAAGAUGAAAUAAGACUCAAGUACUAGCAAGAAAUCGAUCAAUUAAGAGAGCAGCUCCUCAUUGCUUCUGACCAAGUAGGCAAGGAUAGAGAAGUCUUUAUUCAUGAAAAUGAGAGACUUAAGCAAGGUCUAUAAGAGAUGGAAAGAGAAUACUCAGAGAUUAAGUCUCUCUAUGAUAAGGACAAAGCUCUCUGGGAAGGUAGAUGCAGUUUCCUCGAAUAGUAAAAAGAUCAAGCAAAGCAAGAUCUUUAGGAAGCUACAAGAAAAUUCGAGAUGACUCUAGAGUAACUUUAAAAGAGAGGUUCAGCUGAUAGAGAUCAAAGAGAGAACAGUCAAAAUGUUCUCUUGAGCACUAUCGAGUCCAAAUAUAGAUAAUAAAUGAAGGAGCAACUCGAAUAAAACUCAAGAUUGUCUUAAGAAUUGAGUGAAAAAGUUAAAUAUCUCGAGAAAGAGAAUAGACAACUUCAGAGCAGACUCUAAUUAGAGCAAAGAGAUAAGAUGAGUGAUCAUGGCAGCAUGGAAAAGAAAGUGCAGGAACUACAAGAAUGCGAGCAAAGACUUCAAAAGGAAAUAGACGAACUCAAAUAAGAGAGAGACAGAAAGAUUGUUGAUCACCAAAGAGCUUUAGAAAAAGAUAGAGAAGUCUACAAGCAAAAAAUAGGUGAAAUCGAAUAGAAAUGUAAAGAACUUGAAAAUAGAAGGUCAACAAUGAUCUUCGAAUUCGAGAAGGAAAGAGCCAAGUGGGGUCUUGAGAAAGAUUUCCUAACAACUCAAAAGCAAGAAGUCUAAGAACAGCUUGAUAGAGUUCAAAGAAGAAAUGAGCAGUUAUUGAAAGAAAAUGAGAGACUAAAGAGUGAUAAAAAUAGAAAGGGAUAUCUCUAUGGUCAAGGAGGUGCAGGUGCUGGAGCAACUGGUGUUACAGGAAGCUAUGCUGGUAAAUUUAACAGCACUGCCUUCGGUCAGCAUUUGUUAAAGGGUGCUGGUGCCAAAGAGAAUUCAGGAGUUGGAACAAGCCAAGCCUUCACUUCUGGCUUUGCUAAAUAUAUUGGGGAUGGAAAUAGAGAAAAUAGUGAUAAAACAGAUUCCAAUAACCUUCCACUUGCAAUGAAUGUACAAAACUCAAUCAGAGGUUUAUUGGGAUCUCCCAAUCCAACCUCAUACUUGGGUUCCAAUCACAAUAAACAAGGGUCCACAGGAGCUGUUAGUUUCAAGUCAGGAAGUAAUAUAGGUAAAAAUGAGUAUGCCUCAUCAACAGAUGAGACUAAUAGCAAUAACUGA